GGACAACCUGAAGGGAGUCUUGUCAGCCGCGACGCGAGCUCCCGAUCAGCUGGAGGCUCAGCUCACGUGGAAAUAAUCAAUCAUGGAAUUAUUGGUUCGAUAUCUGGAGAGGAGCAGCUCGAUCAGCUCUGUAAUGACUCAGGACGUCAUCAAAGAGCAGAACCUGAGAGACGACCUCAGGUACUACUUCAUGAGCCCGUGUGAGAAGUACCGGGCCCGGCGGCACAUCCCCUGGAAGAUGGGAGUCCAGAUCCUGAAAAUCAUCAUGAUCACCACACAACUCGUCCUGUUCGGCCUCAACAACCAGCUGGUGGUUUCCUACAAGGAGGAGAACACGAUGGCCCUCAAGCACCUCUUCCUGAAGGACUUCAGCGGCGUGGACGAGGACGAGUACAGCGUCGCCGUGUACACGCAGAGCGACGUCUACGACAGCCUCUUCCACGUCCUGGACCAGUUCAGCCAGCUGGACCGGCUCACUGUGGGUCCCAUCGGCUACGCUGAAGAUGAAGACGGGAAGCUGCUGCCUCUCGUCAUCUGUAAGGAAUACUACCGGAGGGGCAGCGUGGAGCCUUCAGACGAGUCGUACGACAUCGACGCCCAGCUGGAGACGGAUUGUAUGUCACACGAUCCAGCCACCUCAAACCAGUGGAGAACCCAGAAUUCCUCCUUUUUCGAUCUGGACUUUUACAGACUUGUUGACUUAAAAAUAAGCUUCCAGCUGAAGGGAAUCAACCUGCAGACGGUGCGGUCGCGGGAGCUGCCUGACUGCUACUCCUUCUACGUGACAAUAACGUUUGACAACCAGUGUCACAGCGGAAUGGUGAAAAUAUUCCUGGAUAUAGAUGCUACGAGCAGCGCCUGCCGAGACUGGAAGAUUUCUGGGACGGCUCAGAAGAACACGCACUAUCUGCUGGUGUUCGACGGCUUCGUCAUCCUGGUUUGCAUAACGUCGGCCGUGUUGUGCACGCGCUCCAUCGUGCUGGCCGUCAGGUUAUUCCAGAGAUUCGCCCGAUUCUUCCACGAGAACUUCAACCGUAAAGUGUGUGAGGAGGACCAGAAGGAGUUUCUGAACGGCUGGUACGUGAUGGUGAUUGUCAGCGAUCUCUUGGCCAUAGUUGGAUCCAUUCUGAAGAUGGAGAUACAGGCAAAGAGUCUAACGAGUUAUGACGUGUGCAGCAUCUUCCUGGGAACGUCGACGCUGUUGGUGUGGGUCGGCGUCAUCAGAUAUCUGGGAUACUUCCAGAAGUACAACGUGCUGAUUUUAACCAUGCAGGCAGCUUUCCCCAAAGUCCUGCGUUUCUGCUGCUGCGCCGGCAUGAUCUACCUCGGAUACACCUUCUGUGGAUGGAUCGUACUGGGACCCUACCACGAGAAGUUUGAAGGUCUGAGUCGAGUCGCCGAGUGUCUCUUCUCGCUGGUGAACGGCGACGACAUGUUCACCACCUUCGCCCAGCUGAAGGACAAGAACACGCUGGUGUGGCUGUUCAGCCGGGCGUACCUCUACUCCUUCAUCUCCCUGUUCAUCUACAUGGUGCUGUCGCUCUUCAUCGCCCUCAUCACCGACGCCUACGAGACCAUCAAGAACUACCAGAAGGACGGGUUCCCGCUGACGGACCUGCAGAAGUUCCUCAGAGAACAGGGAGACUUUCCUGUGAUGGAGGAGGACAGUCGGACCGACGCUGGACUCUCGAGCUCUGUUCUCUGCUGCUGCCGACGAGUUCCAGUAAACGACGAUGAGAUCCUGAUCAGCUGACGGCCGCCACGCCUCCAGAUGAGCUGGUUCAGGGAGGACGACGCUGGAAACUGGACUUCACAUGUCUGACGUGAAGAUUCCAAAAAAUCCUGGAAAGUGUAUUUACCUUUUCCAAGAAUCAGGUGCAACAUGAAACACGAAAUGAGCUCCAAGCUUCACCGAACGCUGAACUGAAAGUCAAGCUGCAGAGCUGGAACUAAGACCAGAACGUUUCAUGUGUUAACGGCACCGAUUCGCUGUUUAGAAGUUUACAAGGCCUUUUAAGAUUUGCACACGCCAAAGACCUAGAUUCUAUAUUUUCUGAAUAUGAAUGUCGCUGCAUAAACCGGUGCAACGUUAUGCAGCGACACGUGUAAUUUAUUGUCUUAUAUUGUUGGAGUAAAGUUAAUCUUUUCAUUUA
Messenger RNA from Stegastes partitus (bicolor damselfish), 2153 nucleotides. RefSeq names its product mucolipin TRP cation channel 2 (gene mcoln2). Gene Ontology annotation, cellular component: membrane. Gene Ontology annotation, molecular function: NAADP-sensitive calcium-release channel activity. The record is from RefSeq and is a predicted model, not a curated record. NCBI's taxonomy places the organism in Eukaryota, Metazoa, Chordata, Actinopteri, Pomacentridae. The coding region runs from base 83 to 1753 and encodes 556 amino acids. The transcript is spliced from 14 exons.